CUUUAAUUGACAAUUCCAAUUCGUAUUUCUUUACUCUUUUAUAUUCCCCAAUCGCAAGGCGAAUCAAACUUCACAAUGCUCAAAAAGUUUUGGAACAACGUCGGCAAAAAGGUGUGGCUGUCGGACUACAAGGAGUCCCUGAUCCCCACAACGACCUUCCGCUCGCCAGCGCCCGCAUCGCAGCCGGAAUACAAGAAGCCAGUGGUUCCGGCCUCUGCAAUCUCCAACAACUACUACUACAAGCGCGACGUGCGCCGCAACUACCCACAGACCGAGGUGUACACGCAGUCAGAUAUUGGACGUCUGCUUUUGGGCCCCAGUGUGGCAGAGAAGAUUGCAGCGCCCGCUGCUACGGCUACAGCUGAGGGAGGCGCAGAACGACAGGCUGCGACUGUGCCGGCUGUUGAAGUGAAGGACGUCGUGGAGGCGCUGCAGAAGGUUAAGGGCCCGAUCUACUCGGCUGCCAAUAUGCCUCCGGUUCCUGGAACCGCAUACACGUACAAGCUGUCUCCUGAGCAGUAUACCGAGGGACCUGGCGAGUACUACCCGUCAUACCGUGUCUAUUGAAUUGUGUUUGUGUGUUUCUCCGUAUUCGUAAU
This is a messenger RNA of Kickxella alabastrina, 599 nucleotides long. RefSeq lists its product as uncharacterized. NCBI's taxonomy places the organism in Eukaryota, Fungi, Kickxellomycota, Kickxellomycetes, Kickxellales, Kickxellaceae. The transcript has a single exon. The record is from RefSeq and is a predicted model, not a curated record. Bases 76 to 567 code for a protein of 163 amino acids.